Molecule: messenger RNA, 243 nt
Organism: Sparassis crispa
Lineage: Eukaryota; Fungi; Basidiomycota; Agaricomycetes; Polyporales; Sparassidaceae
Product: Mitochondrial import inner membrane translocase subunit TIM10
Exons: 3
Coding region: 1-243 (80 amino acids)
Biological process (GO): protein insertion into mitochondrial inner membrane
Cellular component (GO): mitochondrial inner membrane
Source: RefSeq, a predicted model, not a curated record
AUGGCCGUGCAAGAGUUGGACAUGAUCACGGACGUGUUCAAUCGCUUGGUCUCGUCAUGUCACGCGAAAUGUAUCAGCCCUCGAUAUGCAGAAGGCGACCUCAACAAGGGGGAGAGUGUCUGCAUCGAUCGAUGUGUAGCGAAGUUUUUUGAAGUGAACAAGAAAGUCGGGGAGAAGCUGCAGAACAUGGGUGCGAAUGCCGGAGCAGCAGCGGGUGGACAGAGCGCGUUUGGAUCGCUAUGA